AUGGCUAUAUUCGAAAAAUUGUCUCAAAUUAAACAUAUUCAAGAUGAUACCGAUAAUCUUGUUUGUACUCUAGAAAAUGCACAAAAUAUUAACAAACAUACAGAAUAUAUAUUGCGGGUUCAGAAGGGACCUAGCAAGGAGAACAAAUGGACAGUGUCUCGUAGAUACAGAGAUUUUGCAUCUUUGCAUUUAAGUAUUCAACAGGCUUACAUUGACCUUCCAUUACCCCCAAAGAAGUUAAUAGGAAACAUGCAACCUUCUUUCAUAGCUGAGAGACAAGUAGCCUUACAGCACUAUGUAAAUGAAAUUUUAAAAUACCAAAUAUUAGCAUUAUCAUUACCAGUAAGGAGAUUUUUGGAUCCUUGUAGUUAUCCUCUACAUUUAGCUGAAGAAGCACUUCAAACAGUAUCCAUAGCACUAAGGGGAGAUGGUCAAUAUGAACUUAAGGGUCCACUGCAUUCCAUCAACUGGAGGAUAAGGAAACAUUAUUUUCAUGUUGUUGACUCAAAAAGGACAAAUUGUUUACUUGCUUGGCAGAGUUAUGGACCAGAUAAGCAUUUACAUAAUAAAGAUUUACAAAUUGCUCUCAAGAGUAUGCAAAGUUUAUCACAUCCAUUUAUUGGUGAAAUUUUAACAUUUCAUAUUUUGGAGAGUGGAGCGUUUGUAGUGAGACAAUUACACGAGAAGGGAACUAUGAGAGAUCUGCUGUAUGGAACUGAAUAUGAUAAAAGUUAUUUAGCAAAAUAUGGAAAUCCUAAAGUUAGAAAACCGUUUACAACCGGUCAAAUUGCUCACUACGGAUAUCAAAUAUUGCAGGCUCUGAAGUUUUUACAUGAUAAAGGAUUACCACACGGCCACGUCCACCCCGGUAACAUCGUGAUAGAGAACCAAAGAGCGCGACUUACGGACACAGAGAAUAUUCUGUUUGGCGUUGCGAGCGUUCACAGACCGUAUUUACGAGAACUGAGACGGGCCUCGUCGGAAGCUAUAGACGUAUACGGAUUUGGACGGACGCUGUAUGAAAUGGUGUACGCCGAAGUCCUGGACGGCUGUUACUGUGAUAAACUUGACUCGAAUGCAUUCUCUCAGUCGUUUGAUGAUUUAGAAUCUAUUCUGCACCUCACCCUCUCGAGAUCGUCGUGGAAACGGGGCGGGGCGACACUGGACGAGCUGUUGCAGCAUCCGUUCUUCAUUCGCGCCCUCAACGGGCUCGUCGAGAGAGACGUCAAAGGCCAUCUGAAGUUCCCUCUCACGCUAAAAGAGCAAAUCAAGGAGGCCGCGCUUAGGGUAGAGACGAGGCUGAAGACUGAUCAGAAGUUGUUGAGGACCGCACGUCGCGAAGUAAGGAUACAGGAAAUACUGGGCUCAGACGAGGAGAUGAAGAAGCAGCGACGAAGAGCGAAGAAAAGGGACAGCAUGUGGAAGUCGACGUCGUCUCUGGCGGAGACCGUGCGAUCUCAGUCCGCCAGCACGACGUCUUCGCCUACGCCGCCCGCCACCGCCCACUUUUCAACGACAGGUGACUCGAGUGGCGCCUCUCUCCCCGCGGCCUGCGAAGGGCGUGGCGCAUUGCUUCAAGCGAUUUGCUCCUUCAACAAAAAAUCGCUCGCUAGAGUCGGUUCGCGGUAG
Messenger RNA from Pieris macdunnoughi, 1629 nucleotides. NCBI's taxonomy places the organism in Eukaryota, Metazoa, Arthropoda, Insecta, Lepidoptera, Pieridae. The record is from the annotation of a GenBank genome assembly.